ACUAACAUACCCGUGUUUCCGUUGCCCUCUCUGCUGCUGUUUGUUAUUUAACGUUUUUAACGGUUUAUCAGUUGCUUUUUUGGUCCCAACAGUUCUAACGUUAAACGCGUCGCUAGGUAACCGUUGGGUAACCGCUAGCUAACCGUUGGGUAUAUAAGAUGACGUCUAGGGGGACGCAGAGCCGCUUCCUUCAGAGCGUCCUUCAGAAUGGGGUCGGUCGCUAUGUCUGCCAGCUGAAGAGGAUCUCCAUCAUCUUCUCUAAAAACGCUCAGAGCUCCUUAGGAAUCAGGGACUUUAUUGAGGAGGGGGUCGUGGAUUACGCCAAGAAGAACCCAGCAACUGUUGUGUACGUGUCUCCUCAGUCCUGCAGGAUCCCCAAAAUAGUCGCAGAGUACUUGAACGGUAACGUGAGGGAAGAGAUCGUCACGAGUAAAACGUCUCAGCAGGUCUCAGAGCUUCUCACCAAGCUGACCAAUCAGUCCGGCCUGGACAUCAUCCGCAUCCGGAAACCCUUCCACACGGACAACCCCAGCAUCCAGGGCCAGUGGCACCCUUUCACCAACCGGCCCCCGUCCAUCGGCCCCAUCAGACCACAGAGUCAGAGCUCAGAGUAAAGACUGGACCAUAGAGAAUAGAGAAUCACUGCUUAACCCUUUAUUGGGCAUUAUAUUUGGUAACUUCUGUAAAUAUCCCAAAAUAUCCUUCCUUCCUUCCUUCCUUUCCUUCCUCCCUGCCUUCUUUCUUCCCUUCCUCUUUUCCUUUCUCCCUCCCUCG
Messenger RNA from Scomber japonicus (chub mackerel), 774 nucleotides. It is a transcript of the gene mrpl43, whose product is annotated as mitochondrial ribosomal protein L43. Gene Ontology annotation, biological process: mitochondrial translation. NCBI's taxonomy places the organism in Eukaryota, Metazoa, Chordata, Actinopteri, Scombriformes, Scombridae. The coding region runs from base 159 to 614 and encodes 151 amino acids. The record is from RefSeq and is a predicted model, not a curated record. The transcript is spliced from 3 exons. Gene Ontology annotation, molecular function: structural constituent of ribosome. Gene Ontology annotation, cellular component: mitochondrial large ribosomal subunit.